Messenger RNA from Racocetra fulgida, 363 nucleotides. The record is from the annotation of a GenBank genome assembly. NCBI's taxonomy places the organism in Eukaryota, Fungi, Glomeromycota, Glomeromycetes, Diversisporales, Gigasporaceae.
AUGGAUGAUGAUUUUAAUUUGUUAAAAGAACGCUAUGCAAAUUGGCCAUGCCCAAUUGAUAAAGCUGUUAUAAAUAAUGCAUUAGCAGAAUUUCAUGAAAGUGUUAACUGUGAUUCACUUGGAGAGCUGUCUUGUGCCAUAUAUUCCGGCCUAUUUUUAUGUAAAAAUUUAGAUAUUAUCGCUACAAAAGAAAUGUGCUUAUCGCUACUUGAAAUUAAUAAAGAAAUGAAAAAUUUAUUAUGUGAAACUGACUUUGCAUAUGGUCAUCAAUAUAUUGAUGAGAGUGGUUACAAAAUAUUAUUGGAUAGGGGUGGAUUUGUAAAAAAAAAUGCAAAGAAUAAUCCGUUUGAUAUUCAAAAAAAG